AUGCACUUUGUAUCAGCGUCCCAGCUCCCCUGCACCGCCCCUCGCUGCUGGUCUUUCGUGGUCCACGGUCGGGGAGAAUGGAGCCGGCGGGUCCGAGCGCCGGGCUCUGCUUCCGGAGAAGGCGGAGCCCGGGCUGAGGGGCGGGGGCGGCCCAGCCUCCCUCCGCCCGAGCACCGCCGGCUCAGGGCCCGCGCUGGGGGUCGGAGAGCGAGGAGAGCAGCGUACACAAGCUCUGAGACGAACGGCAAGUGUCUGAGGACAGUCGGAAAAGUGUGUUCCUACCGCGCAGCCGUGCCGGGGCUCCUGGGCGUGGCCUCGGAGGGGCAGGGCUGGCCAUCGGGCCCCGCCCCAAGCAGCGGCCAGGCCCCCCGCCCACCCCGGUCCUGGGCGAGUGGGAGCCCCGCCUGCUGUGGGAGUCCCAGACGCCUGUCUUGGAGGAAACCUUCCUGCUGUCCGGGAAGUCCCAUCUGGACGGGCAGGGUUGGACGAAGACCUCUCCAAGCAGCGCCCCGUGGACAACGAGGGCUCAGGCCUGCUCUCCAACCGCAGGAAGCCGGGCGGAGCUCUGCCUGGAGGGCGCCGGCCAUCCCGGGCGUGGGCCGUGGGCCCCGAGGAGGUGUGAGGUCCCCCGUUCAGAUCCCUCCACCGCUCUGUUUCCAGCUUCCUCCUCCUUUAACACCAGGGCCCAGACUUUCGGCCACUAGCUUUAGGAUUCCGAAACGAAAAGGAAAUGGAGGCAGAAGGGCCGGUUGAGAGCGUGGAACAGGCGCCCCGAGAGCCUUUCUGCGCCACCUCCCACCCAGGACUUUACCGGAAGCUGGCUGGCUGGGAUGGAGGGUGAGGUGAAUACUUCCGCUGAAUGAUUAAAGGAAAAAAAAAUUGUUGACCUAGCGUGCCCAAUUCAUGAGUUUUAAGCACAGAGCUUUGAUGAAUGUUUGUGUACCAAUAAGUUUGUGUAACCACCACUCAGAUCAAGAUAUAGAAUGUAUGUAGCCCAGAAGACUCCCUGCCUUGUAGCUUUUGCAUCCCACCCCCAGGUCACCACUAUUCUGACUGGAGAUUAGGUUCCUCCUUGAA
Cervus elaphus (red deer) is the source of this 1077-nucleotide messenger RNA. RefSeq lists its product as uncharacterized. NCBI's taxonomy places the organism in Eukaryota, Metazoa, Chordata, Mammalia, Artiodactyla, Cervidae. The transcript is spliced from 3 exons. The coding region runs from base 1 to 753 and encodes 250 amino acids. The record is from RefSeq and is a predicted model, not a curated record.